Paramecium pentaurelia is the source of this 759-nucleotide messenger RNA. The record is from the annotation of a GenBank genome assembly. NCBI's taxonomy places the organism in Eukaryota, Ciliophora, Oligohymenophorea, Peniculida, Parameciidae.
AUGAACAAAUCUAAUCAAUUUAUAUCUGCAAGUCAUGAUAAAUAGAUUAUUAUAUGGUCUAUCAAUCAUAAUAAUUAAUGGAUUAGCUCAUAAAAAUUGAAUGGACAUUCUGAUUGGAUUUUUUGUUUAGUAUUGAACAAAAAUGAAGAUCUUAUCAUAUCAGGAAGUGAUGAUAAGACAAUUAAAUUUUGGUAAAAGAAGUAGUAAUGGCUAUGUUCAUAAACUAUUACAGAUCAUACAGAUAUUGUAUGUGGAUUAAGUUUGAAUGAGUAAUAAAAUAAAUUGAUAUCUUGUGGAUAUGAUAAGUUUAUAUUAAUAAUAGAAUAGUCAUCAUAAGAUUAUAAAUGGAAUGUAAUAUAAAAGAUAACAGUUGAAUAGUAUGGUUAUCGAUUAUGCUUCAUUAAUGAUAAUGUAUUCACAUUUUAACCUUAUUCUAAAGAGUUGAUGCAUGUUUAUGAGAUGAGUAAUACUAAUAAAUAGUAUUCAAAAACAAAAGAUAUUCUUGUGAAAAGUGAUUAUAAUGGAUGUGAAGUAUACUUUCCUUAAUAAUAUAUAAAUUCAAAAUGUUUACUUGUUAAUAAGAAUGGUUAUAAUGUUAAUUUGAUAAGGAAAAACCAAAAUGAUGAUUUUAUAACAUUAUAAUCUAUUCAAUUUGGAACUAAUUUUCUAUUUGGAUAGAUGAGUGAAGAUGGAGAGUAUUUGAUUACUUGGGAUGAUAAAUCCAACGAAAUUUAAAUUAGAAAAUGUGAUUACGAGUGA